Chinchilla lanigera (long-tailed chinchilla) is the source of this 717-nucleotide messenger RNA. RefSeq names its product olfactory receptor 12-like. The transcript has 2 exons. Gene Ontology annotation, biological process: G protein-coupled receptor signaling pathway. Gene Ontology annotation, cellular component: membrane. Gene Ontology annotation, molecular function: olfactory receptor activity; G protein-coupled receptor activity. Lineage: Eukaryota; Metazoa; Chordata; Mammalia; Rodentia; Chinchillidae. The record is from RefSeq and is a predicted model, not a curated record. The annotation marks the transcript as partial.
ACUUCAAUAAUCGCCCCCAGAGCCCUGGCCGACUUCUUCUCUUCCUCUAAAGUCAUCAGCUUUGGAGCCUGUGCAACACAGUUGUUUUUCUGGUCCCUCCUCGGUACCACAGAGGUUUUACUUCUGGCUGUGAUGGCCUAUGACCGCUUCUUGGCCAUCUGCAGCCCCCUGCGUUACCCCAUGACCAUGUCCCCCACAAUGUGUGCCUGCCUUGUUCUGGGCUCCUACUGCGGAGGCUGCCUCAACUCCAUCCUGCAGACCAGCCUCACAUUCCAGCUCCCCUUCUGCAGCUCCAACCGUAUCAACCACUUCUUCUGUGACGUGUCCCCUCUGCUGCAGCUGGCUUGUGCUGACACGACUCUCAAUGAACUGCUCAUGUUUAGUGUCUGUGGCUUCAUUGCAGUGAGUUGUACAGUAAUAGUCCUGGUGUCCUAUGGCUACAUCACAGUGACCGUCCUCAGGAUGCACUCAGGAACCAGAGGACAAAAGAUCUUUUCCACCUGUGGCUCUCACCUUACAGCUGUGUGCUUGUUUUAUGGAACCCUCAUUGUCAUCUAUGCACAGCCAGGGGAUGUGGAGUCCACAGAGCAGGGCAAGGUGGUCUCCAUCUUCUACACGCAGGUCAUCCCCAUGCUCAACCCCCUCAUCUACAGUCUGAGGAACAAGGACGUGAAGGACGCCCUGCGGAGGCUGGGACAGAGACGGCCAGACCUGUGA